Molecule: messenger RNA, 591 nt
Organism: Moesziomyces aphidis
Lineage: Eukaryota; Fungi; Basidiomycota; Ustilaginomycetes; Ustilaginales; Ustilaginaceae
Source: the annotation of a GenBank genome assembly
AUGGGAAAGAGCAAGACUCCGGUUGCAGCGAGCGGAAAGGCCGCUGUGGCAUCCGAGAUCGACGACAUCUUUUCGUCCACCACCACUCCCAAGUCGAGCUCCAGCAAAGCGACGCGAUCCCAAGCUUCGACCAGCAAAGCAAUGAAACGGUCCAAAUCAUCCCAACCAAGCGAUAGGAUGGUAUCGCAGUCGAACUCAUCAUCAUGUGCGUCCGAGUUGAAAUCCAAGUCGAAGCGAAAACUCGAGUCCGAAUGCGGUCCAUCCAAGAAGCGUGCUGUGGAGGUGGUUACCGACACCUCGUCGUCCAUCCCUACCAGCACAGCUGCACCAGCACCGGUCAAGAUUCGAGCCAAGGUGUUGGCUGGCAAUGGCGCGUAUGAUGCAGCCAAGCAGUCGGAGCUGGACGACUUUGCCAACUCGCGCGGCGCGGGCGAGAGGAAGAGAACCGACGAUGGUCUGCGCAUCUUUUCCCCCGCCGAACUCGGCAUGAACGACAAGGGCGGCGAUACCGAACUGUGUCCAUUCGACUGUAAUUGCUACCGAGACAUUGCCCUGUUCAGUGUAGCCACACUGUACCACACUGGCUUCUGA